This is a messenger RNA of Protopterus annectens (West African lungfish), 1144 nucleotides long. RefSeq lists its product as uncharacterized. NCBI's taxonomy places the organism in Eukaryota, Metazoa, Chordata, Ceratodontiformes, Protopteridae. The transcript has 2 exons. The record is from RefSeq and is a predicted model, not a curated record. Bases 270 to 1106 code for a protein of 278 amino acids.
GUGUUAGGACAGGUCUCUUAUAGCUAGGGUGAUAUUUGGGACUGACUAGUGCAUUUAGUUACUUUUUUCUGUGGAAGGUGAUCGACUUCAUUGCUAUGUGACAGAUAACUACGUAUAAAUGUGGUAGACGAGCUGCUAAACAGUGACUAGGGACUUCCCACCACAGGAAGUGCAAAACGGAGAACACUGACUCUGACUUUGGAUUACAUCACGCCGUUUCCCCUCACCUGACCAUUACAGUGCAGAUUGAAGGUCAUCUGAAACCUACAAUGCCAGUAUCUGACAGGAGGAAACGCACACCAAAGGAAAUGGUUGACAUUGCUGAAACCAUGCCUAAAAAGCAACAUUUUUGGUUUGGCUCCAAGAAGAGCACAUCAUCUCAUCCUUUCUGUUGUAGUUCUGAAGACAUAACAGACGUCUCACAUCCUUCCACUAGCAGUGCAGUUGUAAGUACCCAAAUUAAAGCUGAGAUGGAUGCUGCAUGUGACAUGUCCACUAGUCAAACACUAGAUACUCUUGAAAACAUUGAUGUAAGCAUCCCUGCCACAACCAGCAGUGCAAGAGAGAGUGUACAGAAGAUGAAAGUUGAACUGGAUUACCACGUCUCCUGUGAAAACAGUGAUGGUACCAACUGCACAUCAGGGGCAAACGUUAAUGUUCCAACCACAUAUGCUACCUACACAGAGUUUCAAGACACAAAAUAUCAAAAAACUGAAAUUUCUUUGCCUCUCGAUGCCAUUCCAGGUCCUUCUGCUACCACAGCAGGUAUAAUUACCCAAAAUGUUAAAGUAGAAACAGAUUCUGCAUGUGACCUCUUCAGUAGCAAAGCAGUAGAGACUUUUGAAAGCAUUGAUGUAAACACACCAGCCACAGCUACAAAUGAAACGGUAUGUAUACAGAAGGUAAAAGUUGAACAGGAUUUUGAUUAUCAUGUUUUCUGUGAAAACACUGAAGCUGCCAUUUGCACACCAAGGACAAGUUUUGAUGCUCCCAGUACGUGUGUUACCAACACUGACUUACCAGAUGUAAAAUGCCCAAAAACUGAAAUUUCUUUGCCUCUCAAUGAAAUAGCAUAUUGUCUGAACUGCAAUAGUCCCGGUGGGUAGAGAGUCUUGAAGGGCCUGCAACGCUAAAAGCACCACUC